AUGGGCAUCUCCCUCAGCACCGCCCGCUGGCUCGCGCCUGCCUCUUUCCUCUACGACUUCGCCGCCCAACAAUACGGCAUGUUCUCCGAGCCCAAUAUGAAAACCAUCCACGACCGCAACCUCUCCUUCUUCUCCCCACAACCUUUCUUCAUCGCGGGCUUCUUCCUCCCGCAACAACUCUUCCAACUCGCCUGGCUCUACAAACUCUGGAAACUCAACCCGCAGAAUCCCAAGGAAAAGAAGGAAUUGGAUGAGAUUGUCCGCUUCGUGCCUUUCUACGCUCUCGGAAAUGUCUGUAUCGGAACUUGGAUGUUCUUUUGGAAUUCCGAAAACCUCAAAACCGCGGACAUCUUCGUCGUCAUCAACACCCUCUCCCAGCUGUGGUACGUCUUCACCCAACUGGAACCCAUGAACACGCGCUCCACCGCAAGUAUCCUCACCCACGUGGUGUCCAAAACUUUUGCCGGGAUCGGGAUUCUCGACAUUCUACACAAUACUUCCGUGGCCUUUUAUCGGAAUGCUUUACCCAGUAAAGCGGUGAAAAUCGCUACAGGACUUGGGUUUGCGGGGUUGAGUGCGUGCAGUGAUUGGAUUUUGGGAGGAUGUCUGGUCUAUGAUUUGAUUGCUCUGAGUGUGGGACAGAAGUCGUAUGAGCAGGAUUGGAGUCGGGUGUUGGCCGGGUUUGCCGUGGGAAGUGCGGCGAUUGUGGGGGUGAAGAAUUACUUCAAGUGAGUACCUCUAUCGCUUGUGCCAAGAGGUGUUUUGUGGGUGCCAUGAUCUGACGGCUGGAUUUUCUUUCUUCUGCAGACCACCUUAUGUGAAGAACGAGGAGUAUGCUCUGGCGGCGCAGGAUGAUGUGGAUGAUCGGGCUUGA
Messenger RNA from Lecanosticta acicola, 874 nucleotides. Lineage: Eukaryota; Fungi; Ascomycota; Dothideomycetes; Mycosphaerellales; Mycosphaerellaceae. The record is from the annotation of a GenBank genome assembly.